AUGGCAAACUCCUUGCUGGAAGCGCGGGUGGAAGGCCAUCCCGGCUGGCUCCUGGCGUGCCACGAGCACUGGAAUCUCUCCCUGGGCUCCAUGUUCUGCCGGCAGCUCGGGUAUCUCAGAAUGACCCAUCAGAAAGGAGUGAACCUGAUGGAUGUCGAGGUGAAUGGCACACAGGAGUUUGUUCAGGUGAGACCCCACCAGGAAGGCAGCCUGGAAGACAUGUGGCAGGUCAGGAGCAGCUGUGAAUCAGGCCGAAUUGUGGCUCUGCAGUGCUCAGAGUGCGGGCUGCACCCCGCUGCUGCUCGGGUGGUCGGGGGUGCGGAUGUGCCCGCAGGGCGCUGGCCCUGGCAGGUCAGUGUGUACCAUGGCUCCCAGCACCGCUGCGGAGGCUCCGUGCUGGCCCGUGAAUGGAUCAUCACAGCAGCUCACUGUGUGCACAGUUACAGGUGGCUUCAGACCUCUGCCUGGCUGGUUUUUGCAGGCGUUAUCAACCACGGCUCCAUCAAGCAGGAGGACGGGGUAUCAGUAAAGGAAAUAAUUUACCACCCGCUUUACAACGGCAACAGCCUUGACUACGACAUUGCUCUGAUGAAGCUCCAAGUCCCCUUGAAUUUCUCAGAUGCCAUCCGUGCUGUGUGUCUGCCACCCUCGCACCAGGACCUCUUCCAGGGCACGCAGUGCUGGGUCUCUGGCUGGGGUUAUACCAGACCAGGCCAAGCGCAGGUUGCCAAGACUCUGAAGGAAGCACUUGUUCCAUUAAUUGGUACCAAGAAGUGCAAUAGCUCAUGCAUGUACGCAGGCGAGCUCACUGCCACGAUGCUGUGCGCCGGCUACCUGCAGGGGAACAUAGAUGCGUGCCAGGGUGACAGUGGGGGCCCCCUGGUUUGCCAGGAUGAAUUCGCGUGGCGCUUGGUGGGCAUCGUGAGCUGGGGCCAGGGCUGUGCUGAACCCAACCACCCUGGGGUCUACACCAACGUGGCUCAGCUUCUGCCGUGGAUUCAUCACAUCACUGAGGUCUACUAGAAAUAAGGCAAGGAGAGACUUCACAGAGCAACUUUGCCCUUUCCGUGUAGUAAGUGGAGAAUGGUCCACAACUAAUUUAUACUGUUACUAUACCCUAAGGGAAUGCCCAGACACCAGUAGAAAAUGUG
This is a messenger RNA of Strigops habroptila (Kakapo), 1151 nucleotides long. RefSeq names its product transmembrane serine protease 5 (gene TMPRSS5). The transcript has 9 exons. Bases 1 to 1023 code for a protein of 340 amino acids. Gene Ontology annotation, biological process: proteolysis. Gene Ontology annotation, molecular function: serine-type endopeptidase activity. Lineage: Eukaryota; Metazoa; Chordata; Aves; Psittaciformes; Psittacidae. Gene Ontology annotation, cellular component: membrane. The record is from RefSeq and is a predicted model, not a curated record.